ACUUCACUCUGCUGCACAGUAAGCAUGCGUUUGAAUGGGAAAGGGAAAGUGAAAGUCAAAUGACACAAGAAUAGACCUAACUGGCGUUGUUGUGUCGUCUGAUCCGAUUUUUAAAAUAGCUAGGUUAAAUGUAUGUGUGAAGACGAGGUGGUUUCAGGUACUGAUCCGUAACAUACUGCCUAAACAACCAGGAGCACAGUGAGUUGCAAUGUGCAGGAGUCUGAGAAUGUGCGGUUGCAUUCCCAAAAUGAAGAUUCUGACAAUCCAACACAGUAUAAUAGCUGGCUUUUUGGUUCAUCUGUUUAUUUGUGCUUGCUGGACAGACGCAUUUGAGAUUACAAUUCCACAAGCUACUGUAUCAUCCAGUAUUGGCCACUCAGUUGUGUUGCCUUGCCACCUGUCUCAGCCAGAUGAUUUUAAAGAAAUGGAAGUGAGAUGGCAUGAAGCAAAAGAUGGAAUUCCUGUGAUCAUAUAUUAUAGAGGAAACUUGGCGAACAGUGCUACAAGCUCACUAUACAAGGGAAGGGUCAGACUCUUCUUAGAGAAAGUAUCGGAAGGGAAUUUAUCCCUUGAACUGACCAAUGUGAAAUAUUCUGACAUGAAGAAGUACAGGUGCUCUGUCAUAUCCUCUGAUCUCAAAUUCACAGCUGGUGUGACAGAGCUUCAAGUGACAGCUACUGGUUCUAAACCAGUUAUAUCUCUCAAACAAAAUGAACCUGAAGGGGCCCAGCUAACUUGUGAAACUUCUGGGUGGUACCCAGAGCCUAAGUUAAUGUGGCAAGAUGUCAACAGUGAAGACCUAACUGCUAAGUCUGAAACUUCAGCAAAACGUGUAGGUGGGGAUCUGUUUACAGUGACAAGCCACCUGAGACUAGCUGACAGGUCUCCUGAAGGUAUUUCGUGCAUUGUUAAACUUGACGAGGGACUCGAAGAGAAGAAGACUAUUUACAGAGAAAAGGACCAGUACCUUGACUAUAAGCUACUACUUUUGAUUCUGGCCAUUUUACUAGUUGUAUUCUUGUGCUUUAUAUUCAUGAAGUAUCGUUCAAAAGGCAAUCAAAAUACCAUUAAAGAGCAAAAAGCUUCAAAGACUCCAAAGAAGAUAGCUGACAUAUUAUUUUCUGAUGCAGAAGAUGAUGACAAGGAAUACAGCCCCACAAAAGGUCGCAAGCCUCAAACAAAGAAGGGACAGACAAGAGAGAAGUCAAAUGUUUCUACCAAGCCCUCUUUCGGGAAAGCUUCUGGUUCAGAGAACGAUAACGGUGAUACACUUUAUAGCGAGGAUGAAGAUGAAAGCUCUUCAGAGGUUUCACAAGAUCACCGAUCAAAAAAAGGUGUGAUUUCUUGGCUUUUGAGAAAUAUGAACUCACUCCUCGGAUUUCAACAUGUGGAAGCUGAUGUGUUAUUUGACACUGAAACAGCACAUCCCAGGAUUAAAGUUUCUGAUAACGGUAAAGAGGCAUAUUUUGGACAUGGUAAUGAUACUAGAGAUGGAAAUAGCUUUGACCGUUUGUUUUGCAUUCUUGGCAAAGAUGGAUUUUCAUCAGGAAAGCACUACUGGGAUGUAAUAGUCAAAAAUAAGGAAUCCUGGGAUGUAGGCGUUGCAACAGAAGGAGCUGAAAGACAAGGAAGACCCCGUCUAAUCCCUGAAAAUGGUUACUGGAUCAUCUCUCUUCGAAAUACUAAAGACUUAAUAGUUCAAACUAAUUCUCCUAAACGUUGGACUAUGGAGGAGCAGCCUAAGAAAGUUAGAGUUUCAAUAGACUACAAAAAAGGGGAAAUUUCUUUUACUGAUGCCAACAGUGGAUUUUGUUUUCACACUUUUAGUGAUAUUGUAUUCAAUGAUAAGGUCUAUCCAUUUUUUAGUCCAUGUGGAUAUGAUAAAAUAUGUUACAAUGAGGAGCCAAUGAUUAUUUGCUCCCCUGAGUGAUUAAAUUAUUUAAGAUUAUUUGAUUCAGUUUGGCACAGUGGCAGGGUUCAUGUCCAGGGUGCUCCCUGUAUGGAGUGUAAAUGUCCUGCCCAUGUCUGGCUGGGCUUUCUCUGGGUGCUCUGGUCUCUUCCCUAACCUGUAAAAGUGAAUUGGCAUUAUCAAAUUGGCCCCGAUGUGUGUGUGUGUGUGUGUGUGUGUGUGUGUGUUCACUUUGCGAUGGACUGAUGCCCUUCCCGAGUGUUAUUCCUGCCUUGUGCUCAAUGUUUGCUGGGAUAGGCUAAUGCUGCCCUGCAACCCUGCUUGGGAUAAGUGAGUUAAGAAGACGGAUGUAUAGAUGAUUCUAUAUCCUUUUUAUCACUCUGAAUGUACAGUAAUUGUUUAGUUUUCAACAGAUUUCAACUAUUUUUUAUAAAGUUUUAUUUACUUCUAUUCAGGCACAGUAUAUUGGCUAUUAGUGUUUUUAUAAAGAUUGUAUAGUUUUUACAUACCUUGUACUUAGUUUUUGUCUAACAACUAACAAGAUAUUAAUUUGCAUUUAAUAUACGUGUUCCUUUGUGUGACUACUAGCAUUUAAAGUCUUACUUUGUAUAGCCAUAACACAUUCUGACAUGAUAUCAAAAAUUCAAUCUUACUUAGUACAUAUUUAAUUAAAAUGCUUUUCUUUUUCAGUCCUAACUAACUUUUCCAGUGUAUGAUCACAGAAACAUGAGUGUGUUUAAAAUCUCCUUUGUGAAUCAACAGUUUCAAGUGGCAUUUUGCUGAAAUAUGUUUUAUUAAUUGUAUGAUGCAGAGGUCCAAAGUAAAAUUCACAUUAAAAGCUUCUAUAUUGGCAUCCAUCCUAUGGAACAAAUGUAGUAAUUAUACUGAUUAAGGCUGAUAAUAUUGAUCAUUUCUAUACAA
Messenger RNA from Erpetoichthys calabaricus (reedfish), 2830 nucleotides. Its product is annotated as butyrophilin subfamily 1 member A1-like. Bases 209 to 1930 code for a protein of 573 amino acids. The record is from RefSeq and is a predicted model, not a curated record. NCBI's taxonomy places the organism in Eukaryota, Metazoa, Chordata, Cladistia, Polypteriformes, Polypteridae. The transcript has 12 exons. Gene Ontology annotation, molecular function: protein binding.